CUUUCGAAAAUUGUCGCAGCGAGCAGAGCUCUUGAAAAGUAAUAAAAAAUAAAAAUUAAAUUCCUCUCAUUGAGUCGUUGUGUUCCGUGUCGAGCAAAGUACUUGAUUUUCGCAGCCAGCACGCGCGUGUGCCGUUCUCGUUUAGAUCCAGACACCAAGUCCCACCAAAGUCCAGGCCUCCCGGUCCUCCAAGUAACACUCAUACACACACACAAACUGGCACACAGUUUUUUUUCCACCUUCGAAAAACACCUCGUCAAGUGAAGUCUCGAAUCAAAAUGGUCAUCGAACCGAAGGACUCUGUUGCCCCAAAGACCAGCAGCACCAAGGAGGUGCAGUGCCAGCAUUCCGGCAGCGAUGAGCCCCAAUCGGAGCCAGUGGGUCUCCGCCGACCCCCACCACCACCCCCCCUGGUGGCAACCCCGAAGAGCGGCAGGGUGGGCAUCUUUAAUGCCGAGGACUUCCUGUCCCGCGCCCAGAUGAACGACAAGAUCAACAACAUCCUUCGAUCGCCCACGAAGGCUCCGAAUGGAGUGCGCCAGCGCUCCGUCUACACCAACAACAAUCCGUCGCCGCAAGCCACCAUGCGACUGGUGCCGUCGAUGAGCAGCCCGCUGGGCGCUCGCCUCAGCAGCUUGUCGCUGAACGCCGGCAGCGGAGGUGGCGGGGCGAAGCGGGGAAUGGAGCGCGGGAGCAGCAGCAGCAGUCUGGGGAACAGCGCCAGCGUGGGCACCAACACCGCCAUCCUUGCCAAGGAGUGCUCCAGCCAGACGAGCAGCAGUGCCCGUCCCUACAUGCACCUGGGCAUGCACUCGGCCUCACACUCGUCCUUCGGCGGCAUUCCGCAGGUGGCUUCAGGAUACGAUGGCCUGGAGCUCGAUGCCGCCAACAUCACGCGCAGCGGAAAGAGUCACACGGGUCGCUACAAUGCCAGCUUUGGCUACGAGGCUGAUGGAGCCUACUGCUUGCCCCAGGCGCAUCACACCCAACAGUUCCCGGGCCCAAUGCCCCCACCGCCUUACGCCCUGGGUCGGGUCAGCUCCCGGACCUUUGAGUUCGACAACAACACACCACCGCCAUGUCCAGGAUCAGGACCCAUUGCCAUGACCAACGGCACCAUCCAGCUGCGUCUGCGCGAUGGCGUUCGUAUUGACAUGACCUUGGACAAGGCGGUGCGCGUGCACAACCAGCGCAGCAAUGUGGCAGUCGCCCUGUCGAGGAACUGCAGCAACUCUGCCCUCAUCCACCCCAAUGGACGCAUCCUGCAGAGCGGCUCCAAGGUGGAGAUCGUCACCUACGACGGCAUGAAGGCCAACAACUUUGUUCGCUAUGCCAAAAUGUGGUACAAGGGCGUGAGCUUCACCAGCGAGUCGUGUGCCCUGAUUUACCUGGUGGACACCGCCGGGACGCGCACCACCACCGACACCUUCACCGAUUUGACCAAGGACUACACCCUGGCAGUGUUCUACGACGAUUCGCGCCACGGACCGUCCUUCGUGUCGGAUGCCCACGAUGUGAUCGCCAACUCCAGCUACAAUUGCUCCGAGGACGGCACCGAGGUGUACGACAUCAAUGGAUUCCGCAUCACGCAGGCGGCCGACGGCCUGGUGAAGGUCACCCGUCAGCACAACAAGUGCCUCAUCCGCACGAGUCCCGCCAACGGAUCCGCCACCCUGACCACCCCCGGAAUCCACUGCACCGCCUCGCUGGGAAAGACCUCGCAUCUGUUUGUCCGUCGUAACGAGAAACGCAUGCACUUCGACGGAUCCAGUUUCAUUGUACGCAACGCCGGCCACUCGGCGGGAUUCAAUGAGAACAACCUGCUGAUUGUCUACUAAGUACCGCUUGCAACAUGGGAAGUGCCCGGCGUGGGGUGGUGGUGGGGUGAGGUGAGCCGAGCCGCCGACGAACCACCGCCCACCGGAGCCACCGUAGCUCGAAUGCGCCCCCAAUCAAACAACACGCACACACACCGACACCACAGACACACAGACACCGACUCAACCGUCGACAUUGACACCUGCAGCCACCCGAUAAAAAAAGUAGAGAAAACUAACUUAGCAAAAUUCGGGGCCUCGGCGUGGAGAGGGAUCAGAUCGUAUAUGAGAAAACCGAACCCAAAAAAAAAUGUUCAUCGUGAGAAAUGCAUUUGAGAAAAGACAGCAGCUCGAAAAAGGGCGCGAGCAACGAACACGGAGAAUCCUUGGAGGCACUUCCUCCGCCUCCUCGGAUUGCUCCUCGAUUGCUCGACGUAGGCGCAACGCAACCACUAAGGAAUUAGUUUUUAGACCCUUCACAUUCCAACUAUCCCUCGAUGUAUCCGCCUUUUUUAUACGCACACACACACAGUUGUUUACUUACAGGCAAACCGCGAAUAAUUGCCUGAAACGCUGGCCAAGUUAAAUGGGAUUUCGAUCAUGGCCAGCGUUUGGUGUUCAAAAAAAAACGAAUGUAUUCGUUUCGCGUUCCACUUUCGUCUCGGCCUCAACAAUCUGUCCAAAUUUAUUCUUAAGCUUUACCUUACUACUGCAACAUUCUGGGGAUAAAACUCCCAUGAGAAAAAAAAUUAGAAGUUGCAAAAUUUCUACAAAAAAAAUACAUUCUUUUUUUAUAAUGUCUAAAUUGGACUCUGAAGAGGAGAGUAAAAAUAACGAAUAAGGCUCCGGACGAGUUGUUUGGCCAAUUCAGUUAGUUUCUAAGUUACCAGUUAAGAUACGUUCACUCAGUUAAUGCAAUCCAACCAUGUUCAUCCGCCAUUUACACACAACUUACACACUCGUCAAAAGCGAGUAUUUCAUAAGCACACAUCGAAAGUAAAACGAGAAGUGUUUUCAGUGAAGAGAGAAGCAUAUGGUGAAAAUUGCAAGUGUAGGCAGUAGAUAUAGUCCUUUAAAGUAACCAACAACCAACAACCCACACACAUUCGCAGACCCACAUAAUUCAUUUGAGGACAGCAGCAAAGUGAAAAUUUCUGACUGAAACGGAAUACGAUUUUUAAUUAGCUUACGCAACACCCGUCUGCAAAAGGCAAUCGCCUUUGAAAGCCAAGUUAGCACACACACACUCACACAUAUACACACAUGUACACAAACUACCAUACAUGCGAAUACCCCUCUAAAAAAAAGUGAUGGAGGGGGAAAAAGUGAAACACCAAAGCUACGAAACGUUGUUAGCCUUACAACAAUCUCCAAAACCCUAAAUUUACCCCCAUGUAAAUCGAAAUUUAUGUGUAAAAAAAUCGAUUUAAAAAAGUAAUAUAUGAAAAUCAAAAACAAAGUAAAUAUAUUCAGUAACUUGAAGAAUA
Messenger RNA from Drosophila ficusphila, 3304 nucleotides. RefSeq lists its product as uncharacterized. The record is from RefSeq and is a predicted model, not a curated record. NCBI's taxonomy places the organism in Eukaryota, Metazoa, Arthropoda, Insecta, Diptera, Drosophilidae.